GCUCCAAGCCCAGCAAACUGGUCCCAAAUCUUUCCAAAAUGCGCAGGGCAACUUCAGUCUCCUGUCAACAUUGAGACAAAGAAAGUGAAGAAGAAAAGCUAUCCUGAUCUUAAAAUCAGUUUUGACAACCCAUGUGGCCGAGUGACUGGAGAGCUACUUAAUGGUGGCCAUUCUCCUGUUUUUAACAUCGACAGCUCAAAGGGGGGCGCUAAACUUAGUGGCGGUCCCUUGGAGUGUGACGAGUACGCUCUUCAACAAUUCCAUUUUCAUUUUGGAUGCGAAAACAAUCGCGGAUCAGAGCACUUGAUUGACAACCAGGCUUUUCCAGCUCAGGUGUGUGGUAGUUUUUGUAAUCAAGAGAGAAAAUAAAGUACACUCCUUAAUGUAUACUCAUUAAUUUUUCAUGCCUUUUGGUAACGAGAGUGUAAGAUUUGCUCUUUAAGGCCAUUAAUAAUAAAUGUGCUGGUCAAGAUUAGCCAUCAAUUUUUAUUUUCACUUUUCCCAUUUUACCAAUCCUUCCUUUUAAUGUUUCUUGAUUUGUUCUUUUUCAGCUUCAUUUGGUUUUCUAUAACAAAAAGUACAACUCCUUCAAGGACGCAGUGGAUAAGCCGGACGGUUUAGCAGUUUUGGGAGUCCUUCUCACGGUAUUAACUCAUAAGAUAUUUUUCAACCAUAUACUAGAAAAAAAAAGUACUAAUAAUAACAAUGAUCAGAUUCCUCUACGGGAAAGAAGGAACCAUCUGAAAUGUACCAGGCUCCCAUCGUGUGACUUAUUGCUCGGUUGGUAGCGGCGCCCAAUCUGUAUCUGUUAGGCCUGUUCGAAUCCCGUAGAUUUCUGAAUUUUUUCCAAGCUCCUUAUCUGCAGCGCCUAAAAUUUCAGCUCACCCGUGAAGAUCGUUGCUUUAUUUGAUACAUACUAUUGAUUUAGACUUUUACAUUUUGUAAACGAAAAGUAGAUAUUGUAUUCGCUCCUAAGAAAAAUUAACAAUGCUUUUUCGUGUUUUUGCAGGCAACAUGCCCAGGGAACAAGGUUCUAGGAAAUUUAGCUAAUAAACUGAAGAAAGUGAUUGACGAAGGUAACUAGGGGGACCUGGUUUUAAUAGAGGGAAAAUGAGGGAAAAAUUAAUGAAGUGUGAUUAGGUUAAAGUUUACGAAAUGACCCCUGUUAGAGAUAUUACUCGUCUUUUUUUUUGACGUCUUCCAAUACUUUUAAUUGCUUAAGCAAUGCAAUACCACAAGGACCUUUUGACAAAUAUUAUUUUGAUCAACCAGUGAAUCAUUUUAUCUCGAUAAGCAGAUAAACAUUCUUAUAGCCUUAGUUUCCAGUUUAAACUCUACUAGAUGGUACACUGACGUUUCGUGAUCGUCUUGAUCAUUUCAAGGUGCCAGCACCAAUGUGACCGCUGCGGACGGCAUUAAACUGAAUUACCUUAUGCCCUACAAUAACAAACAAGUCGAAGAAGAUGAAGAUGAAGAUGAUGAUGAAGACGAAACCGAUGAUGAUGACGUCGCUAACAGCGGAGAAGAUGACGAUGAAGACAGCAAAAAGAAAAUACGUUAUUACACUUACAAAGGCUCCCUUACCACCCCUCCCUGCUAUGAAUCUGUCACCUGGAUCGUUUUCAAGGACAAAGUCAAGAUUUCAAACACUCAGGUUAGUCGGGCAUGGUGUGGAAUUGCGAAGGGAAAGAAAAAAGAUAUUAGCAUCCAAAACCGAUAAAAUUAAUUUCGAAUGUUCGAUUUCGAGCAUGAUUGUCAAAGAUGCAAGCGGAGCUUGUUGCACCCUAUCUGUUGACAAAGGUAACUAAGAAACCUUUUUUUCCUUCUUUCCUCAGCUCAACAAGUUCAGGAAAUUAAAGGCUAAGCACGGUGGUGCUCCUGGUUUGAUGUGUGACAACAUUAGACCGGUACAACCGCUGUACAAACGCAAGGUGUAUUCCGUUGUCUCAAGCAGGGACUAA
This is a messenger RNA of Pocillopora meandrina, 1961 nucleotides long. Lineage: Eukaryota; Metazoa; Cnidaria; Anthozoa; Scleractinia; Pocilloporidae. The record is from the annotation of a GenBank genome assembly.